CUAAUUUUUAUUUGUAUUUAAAUACUAUAGGCCAUAUACUAUAUAUUAUAUAAGUAAUAAUAAUUAUACCAGAUAAUUACAAAACAAUCUUUAAAAAAAAGUUAAUAUCAAUAACUCUUUUUAUGACUUAUUUAUUCAUGACAUUCUUAACAUUUAAUUUUAUACUAUUCUCAACAAAAUUAUUUCUUUAAUUUAAAAAAAAAACUAUUAUUUAAGCUUUUUAUGUACCUAACGCAAAGCCUUCAAUAAAUGCACAAUGAGUCGUACAAUAAAUUACCUGACAACUAUUGGUCGUAUUUCAUUUUCUUACUACAGGACGGCUUUGCCAAAAAUUUGUUUAAUCAAUGUACGGCCCUUGUGUAUGCCAUCAUCAUUUCAUGAAUCGUUCAUAAAGUAUAGUGUGGGUCGUGAAAAUGCUAAUGCACAUAAUACUAUGGUUAAUGAUCCAAUGUACAGUGAUACUAUAGUAAAUCCUUAUGACUGUAAAGAUUGGCCUAGUGUAACAGAUGAAGAGUUUAAUAAACUAAUCACUCAAAAUUAUCAAUCUAAAUCUGUUGAUGAAAUAUGUGAAGAUUUUUUCAAAAUAAGUAUUUUUGUAUCGGGUAAACAAUUUAGUUUCUUAGACCAGUUAUUUGAUCCAAUUAGAGAGCAGUUAAUUUCAGUUGCUUCACAAUUAUCAGAUGAUCAACUACUAAAAUGUUUAAAACUAUUAUCUUUGUGGAAUGUCAAAAUAGCUAAAGAUCCAGUAUACUUCAAAUUUUGGUCAGCUUUAGAUAAACAAUGCAUAGAACGUUUUAGAAAAUGGUCUUUAAAUAAGACAUUACUAUAUAUGGAUCAUUGGUACAUGGCUAGAAUGGCCCGAAUGAGUAAUUUUGUUUGGAUGGCUGUUAGAAAACUUGCUCGUAAACCAUCAAGAUUAACUCCUAAACAGUUGGUUCAAAUGAUGUUUUAUGCUAAUACUAGUAGAAAAUUUACACAAUCUCUACCUAUGUUUGAUAUUGAACACGAAUUAAAUUCAUAUUUUGAUGACUUUACUAUCAAAGAACUUGGAAUAAUAGCAUUAGGAUUUUUCAAAACACAGACUCCUAUACGCAAUUUAGAAUUAAUUGAUAAAAUAUACUCAGCUGUUCUAUCAAACUUCAACAAUAUUAACAGUAUAGAACUAGCCGCAUUUUUAAAGAUUUUUAGGUACUGCACUAAGCCAAAAAAUUAUGUUUCGAUGCUUAAACUUAUGGAUAGUUUAGUAGAUAAAGUCGACCAAGUAAAUAUUUUGUGCUGUGUUCAUAUUGCAUUACUAGGCACUAAUUUGUUGAUUAAACAUGAUGAACUCUUAAAUAAAAUCUCUCAAAGAAUGGUCAAUGAAAUUUCAGAAACCCGUAUUAAAGAUUUAGAAAGACUAGUAUUGGUAUUAAGUAUGUUAAAUCAUAACCCACAAACAAAACCUUGCAUAUUUGAUGCUGUUGUCAAUGAGUUGAGAAAUACUAAAAGAAAAGAAGAGUUUGAAUGUUUUCCUAGAUCCUAUGUUUAUACCCUAUCAUAUUUAGCAUUAAAUAAAAUUUAUCCCUAUGACUGCAUUUCUAAAUCGUUAACUAGUGAAGCGUUACAUAAGUGUUUUGGAAAAACACUAAACAGGUUUACUAUUUCUCGUGACAUAUUAAGUUUGAAUAAUGGACUUCUUAUUGAGUGUCCUGAUUAUACAGGACCAUUUUUGCCUGUUAAAUUAAAUGAAUCAUGUAAUAAUCACGGAGCAUGGCACAUACCCACAACAACAGAAUCUAAUAAAAUGUCUCAUAGUGAUAAAUUUAUUUCUAAACUGUAUAGAGAACUUUCUUGUAUGUUUAUUGACGAAUCAUUCUUACAUGUAUGUUAUCCAUUACCUCAUCACUCAAAACCAGAUAUGCUCUUUUGUAUUGAUCCAAGUGGUAAACCCAUCGAUUUACCUGAAUCAAUAAAAAGUAGAACUGCUUUUCAUGAAUUUUCUAAACCUCCAAAUAUUGGGAAAUGGUUUGCUAUUGUCCCACUUGUACGAAAUUCUGUUCUUUUUAACAGUUCAGAACCUACUGGCCAAACAUUAUGUAAAAUCAGACAACUAAAAAAAAUUGGUUAUGAGCCAAUUAUGUUUUCUCACAAAGAGUUUUCAAAUGACAUUAAUGUACAUAAUCAAAUCAGAGAAAAACUGAAAUCUUAUGGUGUAGAUGUAUGAAUAUUGAGUUUUACUAUACACCUAUAAAACAACAAUAUAGGUAUAAUAGAUAUUAUGC
This is a messenger RNA of Daktulosphaira vitifoliae (grape phylloxera), 2261 nucleotides long. RefSeq lists its product as uncharacterized. The coding region runs from base 257 to 2203 and encodes 648 amino acids. NCBI's taxonomy places the organism in Eukaryota, Metazoa, Arthropoda, Insecta, Hemiptera, Phylloxeridae. The transcript has 8 exons. The record is from RefSeq and is a predicted model, not a curated record.